AUGUCUGGCUCCUACGAUGAAACUGCAGGUGCUGACGACACCAUGGACAGCUUCUGGGAGGUGGGGAACUACAAGCGUGCUGUCAAGAGAUUCGAUGAUGGCCAUCGGCUCUGCAAUGACCUUAUGGGCUGCCUGCAGGAACGUGCCAAGAUAGAAAAAGCCUACGGUGAUCAGCUGACUGCCUGGUCCAAGAGGUGGAGACAGCUCAUUGAGAAAGGCCCACAGUACGGCUCUGUGGAGAGAGCCUGGCUGGCUGUGAUGACUGAAGCAGAUAAGGUGAGUGAGCUGCACCAAGAUGUGAAGAACAACCUGACGAACGAUGACGUCGAGAAAGUGAAGAACUGGCAAAAGGAAGCAUAUCACAAGCAGAUGAUUGGCGGUUUCAAGGAAGCCAAGGAGGCGGAGGAAGGCUUCAAGAAGGCUCAGAAACCGUGGGCCAAAAAGCUCAAGGAGAUGGAGACCGCCAAGAAAGGAUACCACAUGGCCUGCAAGGAGGAGAAGCUGGCUGCAGCCCGAGAGGCCAACGGCAAGACUGAGGCUUCUGUCACACCAGACCAGCAGAAGAAACUCCACGAGAAAGUGGACAAAUGCAAACAGGAUGCACAGAAGGCUAAAGAGAAGUAUGAGAAGUCUCUGGAGGAGCUGAACAAGUGCACCCCUCAGUACAUGGAGUGCAUGGAGCAGGUGUUUGACCAGUGCCAGCAGCAUGAAGUCAAGAGGCUGACCUUCCUCAAGGAAGCCUUGCUGGACAUCAAACGCCAUCUUAACCUCACUGAGAACCAAAGCUAUUCCACAAUAUACAGAGAACUGGAGCGCACAGUCCUGGGUGCAAACACACAGGAGGACCUGAAGUGGUUCAGCAACAACCACGGCCCUGGGAUGCAUAUGAACUGGCCUGCGUUUGAGGAAUACAACCCAGAUCAGGCCAGUGCUCCUCCAAAGAAGAAGAAACCAGACGGAGCCCCACCCACCCCGAGCACCGACCAUGUGGCUCCACCUGGUGACCGUAGCAGCGUGAGCAGCUACGAUAAGAACCAAGCUUACUCAACUGAGUGGUCUGAUGAUGAGCAGCCCGCUACAAACUCUGGAAACGAAAACGGUGGAAAUGGGAACUCAUUUGAAGAUGAUGCUAGCACUGGGAAAGGGGUCCGCGUGCGAGCUCUCUAUGACUAUGAAGGCCAGGAACAGGAUGAACUCACCUUCAAAGCAGGUGAUGAACUGACCAAGACUGAGGAUGAAGAUGAGCAAGGCUGGUGUAGAGGUCGUAUGGACAGCGGCCGAGAGGGACUGUACCCGGCCAAUUAUGUUGAGCCAAUCUAGUCACGUUACUGGACAAGGACACGCCAUUGGAGGCAGCUUGAACUGUCCCGUCCAAUUGCACCGCACAUAGCCAGAGACUUAAGAGCAACACAUCCCUUGCCCAACAGAUGCGCCAAGCAGUCUUGCCUAAAUAAAAACUUAGUAACCUAAAAGACAAUAUAUCAGUAUAAUAUAUUUUAUCCAGCAUUUGGGGUGGGUGGACUUACACAUUUAAAAACAGGAG
This is a messenger RNA of Scomber scombrus (Atlantic mackerel), 1543 nucleotides long. It is a transcript of the gene pacsin1a, whose product is annotated as protein kinase C and casein kinase substrate in neurons 1a. Gene Ontology annotation, cellular component: endosome; cytoplasm; plasma membrane. The coding region runs from base 1 to 1320 and encodes 439 amino acids. Gene Ontology annotation, molecular function: protein binding; phospholipid binding. The record is from RefSeq and is a predicted model, not a curated record. The transcript has 9 exons. NCBI's taxonomy places the organism in Eukaryota, Metazoa, Chordata, Actinopteri, Scombriformes, Scombridae. Gene Ontology annotation, biological process: neuron projection morphogenesis; cytoskeleton organization; plasma membrane tubulation.